Globicephala melas (long-finned pilot whale) is the source of this 782-nucleotide messenger RNA. It is a transcript of the gene NME1, whose product is annotated as NME/NM23 nucleoside diphosphate kinase 1. Lineage: Eukaryota; Metazoa; Chordata; Mammalia; Artiodactyla; Delphinidae. The record is from RefSeq and is a predicted model, not a curated record. Gene Ontology annotation, biological process: UTP biosynthetic process; CTP biosynthetic process; GTP biosynthetic process. Gene Ontology annotation, molecular function: nucleoside diphosphate kinase activity.
GCAAAAUGGGCCCUCCCGUAGCGGAUCUGGGCAGAAGCGUUCCGCGCGGGCGGGUGCCGGGAACCACAAGGGGCGGGGGCGCAUUUCCGGUGCCGGUGGCAGCAGAAGGAGUUGAAGCCCAAGUAGCCGGAUUGGACCAUGGCCAAUAGCGAGCGCACCUUCAUUGCCAUCAAGCCCGAUGGAGUCCAGCGCGGCCUUGUGGGAGAGAUCAUCAAGCGUUUUGAGCAGAAGGGAUUCCGCCUUGUUGCCAUGAAAUUCAUGCAGGCUUCUGAAGACCUUCUCAAGGAGCACUAUAUUGACCUGAAGGACCGUCCAUUCUUUGCUGGCCUGGUGAAAUACAUGCACUCAGGGCCAGUGGUUGCCAUGGUCUGGGAGGGGCUGAAUGUUGUGAAGACGGGUCGAGUGAUGCUUGGGGAGACCAACCCUGUGGACUCCAAGCCUGGGACCAUCCGUGGGGACUUCUGCAUCCAAGUUGGCAGGAACAUUAUCCACGGCAGUGAUUCUGUGGAGAGUGCAGAGAAGGAGAUUGGCUUGUGGUUUCACCCUGAGGAACUGGUGAAUUACAAGAGCUGUGCUCAGAACUGGAUCUACGAGUGACAUGGAAGCAGACCACAGUGCUUGUCCCACCCCACUUCCCCUCCCUCUCAUGGGCAGGGGCCAGGUCAUAGCAAAUCUAGUUAUUUCUGAGAACUUGCUUUUCAUCUGGAGGGAAACUCUUGGAGCUGCGGAUGCUCCCUGUACAGUGUUAUGUGCUAUCAUCAGAUUAAAAUGUUUCAUCUCAA